This is a messenger RNA of Seriola dumerili (greater amberjack), 2744 nucleotides long. RefSeq names its product SRSF protein kinase 2 (gene srpk2). Gene Ontology annotation, biological process: protein phosphorylation; spliceosomal complex assembly; regulation of mRNA processing. The transcript is spliced from 15 exons. Bases 102 to 2729 code for a protein of 875 amino acids. NCBI's taxonomy places the organism in Eukaryota, Metazoa, Chordata, Actinopteri, Carangiformes, Carangidae. Gene Ontology annotation, molecular function: ATP binding; protein kinase activity. The record is from RefSeq and is a predicted model, not a curated record.
GGGAGAGAAGAGUAAAAAAGAAAAGAGAGAAGGAAGCUUUCUGUUCUAUUUCGCCGUCUCCUGUGGUCCCUUGGCCAGCGAGCGGCUAACAGGCACCGCUCAUGUCCGUGAACUCGGAGAAAUCCUCGUCCCCCGAAAGGCCUGAGACCCAGCAGAAAGCCCCAGUGAGUGCCCCUCCUCCCCCGCCACCCCCUCCGCCUCCCCCUGAGCCGGCAGGGCCUCCAGAGCCGGAGGAGGAGAUCCUGGGCUCCGACGAUGAGGAGCAGGAGGACCCCGCAGACUACUGCAAAGGAGGGUACCAUCCGGUGAAGAUCGGGGAUUUGUUCAAUGGGAGGUACCAUGUGAUCAGGAAGUUGGGGUGGGGCCACUUCUCCACCGUAUGGCUGUGCUGGGACAUACAAGUGAAGAACUUUGUGGCGAUGAAGGUGGUGAAGAGCGCCCAGCAUUACACAGAGACGGCCCUGGACGAGAUCAAACUGCUGCGAUGUGUGAGAGAGAGUGACCCCAUCGACCCCAACAAGGACAUGGUAGUCCAGCUGAUAGAUGACUUCAAGAUAUCUGGAGUCAACGGCAUACAUGUGUGUAUGGUGUUUGAGGUGUUGGGUCACCACCUGCUGAAGUGGAUUAUUAAAUCCAACUACCAAGGUCUGCCGUUGCCGUGUGUCAAGAGCAUCAUCAGACAGGUCCUGCAGGGUCUGGACUACCUCCACACAAAGUGUAAAAUCAUCCACACGGACAUAAAGCCAGAGAACAUCCUGAUGUGUGUAGAUGAUGCUUUUGUCAGGCGCAUGGCGAUGGAGGCAACCGAAUGGCAGAAAGCUGGAGCCCCGCCGCCGUCCGGAUCAGCAGUUAGCACAGCCCCUCAGCUCAAACCGGUGAGUACAACAGAUGUGGGGAAGAUCUCCAAGAACAAGAAGAAGAAGCUGAAGAAGAAACAGAAGCGGCAGGCAGAGCUGCUGGAGAGGCGGAUGCUGGAGAUUGAAGCCCUGGAGAGAGAGGCCGAGAAGAAGGAAGAGAGAGCCAAAGAAGGGGGGGAGAAAGGGGCGCUCGAACACAACCGGUCCUCGCCGCUGCAGCCACCGCCACCGGGUCCAAGCAUGGCCCUGGGAGAGAGCGACGAGGAUGACGAUGAUGAGGAGGACGGGGAAGACGAGGAGGAGGAGGGAGGAGAGAGGGAGAGGCCCAUUAGGUUGACUAAUCAUACGUGCGCAGCACCUCCCCAGGAGCAGAGCGAGGUACCCCACAUCACUGAUGACGACCCCGACGAGGAGGAGGAAGACGACGACGAUCCCACACCUGUCGCUGAAAAAGAAGCCCCCAUUCCUCCCACCUCGGAGGAAGGUAGUGGAGAGCCAACACAAGCAGAUGUGGAGGAAGAGGAGGGGGAGGAGGAGGAGGAGGAGGAGGAGGAGGAGGAAGAGGCGGCAUUGAAAGGGACAGAGGAUGAGAAUGAGGAAGAGGAGGCGGAGGAGAAGGUAGAGCAGGAGGAAGAGGAAGAAGAGGAGGAGGAGGAAGGGGAGGAGGAAAAAGAGACUGAAAGAGAGGAGAAUGCAACAGAGGAGCCAAAGAGUGAGAGAAAAACAGAGAAGGAGGCAGUGGUGGAAGAGGAGGAAUCAAAGGAGCAGGAGCAGGGGGAGGAUGAGGAGGACGAGGAGGAGGAGGAGGAGGAGGAGGAGGAGGAGGAGGAUGAGGAGGAUGAGGAUGAGGAAGACGAUGAUGACGACACGACCACUGACCUCGUCACAGAACACACGUCCCCUAUCAAACCCCACAACAACAAAACCAAUUUGGCCAAAACCAACGGUCACGUAUUGUUGGGUUCUGAGGGACUGAAACCGAACCCUGGCACCCCUCCGCCCCCCUCGCCCACCCCCGAGCCCCUCCUCUGCCCCCUGGUGGAGUCUGAGCUCAGCUACACAGACAGGGACAACUCUCUCAGCUCUGGUUAUGAGAUGUAUAAUGGCGAGCUGUGUGAACCGGGGUUGACCAACGGCUCCAGCGAACGCCAUCUGGGCACGAUGCCCCUCUUCCCUGACUUGCCCCUUGAUCCUGAGCCGGGAAACCCCAUGCCAGUUGGGACGGCAGACAUCGGAGCAGGACCGUCGCCCAACAGCCCCGCUGCUGACCGCAGUCGUACUGUGUCAUCCUCGAGUACGGGAGACACCCCCAAAGUCAGGGCCAGAGCUGCAGACCUGCUGAUCAACCCAUUAGACCCACGCAACGCUGAGUCUAUUCGAGUCAAAAUUGCUGAUCUCGGAAAUGCCUGUUGGGUGCACAAGCACUUUACAGAGGACAUCCAGACGAGACAGUACCGUUCCAUUGAAGUCCUGAUAGGAGCCGGUUACAGCACUCCUGCAGAUAUCUGGAGUACUGCCUGCAUGGCGUUUGAGCUGGCAACUGGAGAUUACCUGUUUGAGCCCCACUCUGGAGAAGACUACUCCCGUGAUGAGGACCACAUCGCUCUGAUCAUGGAGCUCCUUGGGAAGGUCCCACGCAAAGUGGUCGCUGCCGGGAAGUACAGCCGAGAGUUUUUCUCCAAGAAAGGUGAGCUGCGGCACAUCACUAAGCUCAAGCCGUGGUCCCUGUUUGACGUGCUGGUGGAGAAGUACGGCUGGUCGCACGAAGACGCCGGACACUUCACUCACUUCCUUCUGCCAAUGCUGGAGAUGGUGCCAGAGAAGAGAGCCUCGGCCGGCGAAUGCCUCAACCACCCCUGGCUCAACUCGUAGCCACAAACUCUGAUC